Molecule: messenger RNA, 2889 nt
Organism: Eurytemora carolleeae
Lineage: Eukaryota; Metazoa; Arthropoda; Copepoda; Calanoida; Temoridae
Gene: IntS4
Product: integrator complex subunit 4
Exons: 19
Coding region: 17-2818 (933 amino acids)
Biological process (GO): snRNA processing
Cellular component (GO): integrator complex
Source: RefSeq, a predicted model, not a curated record
UUUAUUUCAGAAGAAAAUGGCCGCAAAACUAAAGAAAAGAGCGAUGGCCGAAUACGGGAGUAAGGUUUUAACAGAAGAACCUCAGGAGAAUGUGAAGCGUUUAAAACUUUCCUUAAGACAAUCAACGUCAGUUGAACCUGAGGUGGAUCCAGUUUUAAAUAUAGACGUGAAUACUCCUGAGAAGAAGAUAAUACUAGAACUAAUGAAAUAUAGUUCAGAAUUAAACCUCUCCUCCUCGGAUAACCUCCAGACCUCGCUCCGGAGGCUGGAGGAGUCUCUCAAGAUCAUGAAGGAGAAUUGCAUCAAGUACAAACUAAUUAUUCUCUACGGGAACAUUCUAGCUUCAGGGAAGAUUGAUGAUGUAUCUGAGCGUAUUGAUGAUAUGGUGGAUUAUAUUUCAGAGCUGGGUUCAAACAAGAUAACCUCAGCCUGGCUUCAAGCUGCAACCUGUAUUGUACAGAAGGUAAGCCUGGAUGGUGGAUGUAGGCAGAAGGUUUUGAAGGCAGGACGGGAUAGUUUACUCAGCUCCGCUAAUCCAGUAGUUCAUAUCAACGCUUUAAACCUGCUCUCAGCUCUAGUUAAACCUGAAGCUGAAGAGAUCAAUACAGAGGUUUCAAACCUAGUUGGAAACUAUUCUAUGUCACAGGAUGCCAGAGUUCGAACUGCAGCGUUUCAUAGUUUGAUCACGAUACACGGACAGGGAGUUAAACUCAAUGUAUCCUUGUAUCCUGUACUUUGCUCCGCACUGCGAGAUGAUUAUGAAGGAGUUCGUUGUGAAGUUCUCCGGAUACUUGCUAUAUUGGCAGAGACAGAACCAGAACAUCAGAUCAAGAUUGACGAGGAGAGCGGUUUUAACCGUUUGGUGGAUGAUGUAUUCUCCCGGAUAUGCCAGGCUAUCAACGAUGUCCGCGAACCUGUUCGUUGUCUCGCAGCACAGAUCAUUGGAACCAUGAGCAGAGUAAGCCAAACCUUCCUGGAGCAAACCUUGGAUAAGAAGUUGAUGUCCAAUAUGAAGGUGAAAACGACCUCUCAUGAGCAGCAGGCGGGUUUAGUCUCCUCCGGAGAAUGGAGUUCUGGGAAGAAGUGGGCUGAUGAUGCUCCCAAGGAGGAGGUUUGCUCCGACUCUGUGAACCUUGUAAGCCUAGGGAGUUGUGGAGCGUUUGUCCAUGGUUUAGAGGACGAAUGCUUCUCCGUCCGAGUAGCUGCUGUUGACUCCCUUACCAAGCUCUCUAUGGAGAAUCAUAAUCUUGCCGUCCUCGCGCUGGAUUUUCUAGUCGAUAUGUUCAACGACGAAAUAGAACAGGUUCGCUUGAAGGCAAUUGAAAGCUUGACUGCAAUUUCCAAACACAUAAAGCUCCAGGUUCAUCAGCUGGAUAUUAUCCUGGGAGCCCUGGAUGAUUAUUCAACUUUACUCCGGGAGAAGCUUCAUGGAAUGCUUCAGGCUUGUACUCUAGCUACUAAGGACGGAUUGAAGAGUGUGAUAAAUAAACUUAUGCUUAAUCUCAAGAAAUAUCCACAGGAUCGUAGAUCUAUCCUGAUAACAUUUAAACAUCUGGGAGGAAACCAUCCAGACCUGACCCUGCCACUAGUAGUUUCUCUCCUUGAUAUUCAUCCUUUCUUUGAUACUCCAGAACCUGAUAUAGAGGAUCCAGGAUACCUGUGUACCCUGGUUCUUGUUCUUAAUGCUGCUCAACAUUGUCCAACCCUGCCCCCACUUCUAGAUGAUCAUACUAAACGUCAUCAUGCUUAUCUUAGGGACACAUUUCCCCACCUGAUUCCGUCUAAGGAUGGUAAUUCUAGUUCUCCUGGUUUACCCUCUUCAACCUCGGAGUUUAUGAACUCCGUCCUCCGUAGGGUUCAGAUGUCAAGUAAAAUGUCCUCGGGGAGUCAGAUCUCCGUCCUAACGGCCUCCUGCAGAGAGCUGGAACGAAUUGCAAGUAUCCAAGCUUCGAUUAGUGAUCCUGCUUCAUUUGCUAGUUUGUAUAUCGAGGCCCAGAUCCUAUAUGAGAAAGUAGUUCGGGGGCAUGCUUGGUCUCAUCACAACUCCCAACCUGGACCUGGAUUAAGGGACAAUAUUCAAAAGUUGAAAGUCAUCUCGCAGAAACUUAAUUCCAUGUUCUCCAACCUAAACCGAGAAAACCAACUAUUAAUCCGUAUUCUCAAACUUAAAAUACUUGGAGUAAACCUCGUUUCUGUGGUCACCAACUCCAACAAGAGUGCGCUGGGAGAGACGGACGAAUACCUCCGAGAGUUUGACUCUGUCCUCGCCGAACUCUCAACUUCAGAGCUGGCAACCCAUGGUUUUAUCGGAGAUUUCGACAAGUUGAACCUGAGUGAAUCCAAACCUGGACUUAUUGUGAGUAAAAUGAAACCUCUCCUCCUAAAACAUCCUCCAUCUUGUCUAUCCUCAGUAUCUCUGGACACUAAGCAGGCUAAAGCUGUGAUAUUUGAACCUACCGGAGGGUCGGAAACCUCUCUCAAAUGCUUGGCAGGACUGGUUCUAGGGAUACCUAUGGAUUGUGAGAUCACACACGUCCCUGAUAUCUCCGCUCUACGUAUCUGCAUUCUUACAGCGGAUCAAGUAACACAUCUCUCCGUUCCUAAGAGGGGAGAUUUAAUUCCGUCUAAGGACGGAUUUAGACUUCUUACAUCUGCCCUGGUCAGCCAUCAGGUUUGGUCUGAAGCUCUGGAUAUUGAGAUCUCCCUUGUGUUAGACUUGUGCCCGGCAGGACGGAGUAAAGACCAGGAGAACCUCGUCCCACUCUGUAAACCUGUUAAAGUUAGUGUUCUACCCAGAGCUGUCAGACGUGGAAUCUAAAUGUGAAUAAAUAUCUCUAAAUAUAUUACCUGUCUCAAUUUCUCACUCUUGUAAAUAUUAUGUUUUCAGAA